This is a messenger RNA of Peronospora matthiolae, 99 nucleotides long. The record is from the annotation of a GenBank genome assembly. Lineage: Eukaryota; Oomycota; Peronosporomycetes; Peronosporales; Peronosporaceae.
AUGGCCGGGAGUUUGAUACGCAUGAGCUCGGGCUGUGAUUGGCGGAAGGCGCGGUGGAUGGUGGAGCUCUUGGGCUGGAUCCAGCUCGAGUUUGAUUGA